GUUUUACUCCGUCGGUCCCGUGUGCUCUUGUGUACGGAUUGAUUAAAGAUGGUAGAGGGGAUGGGAAGGAUAGACAAACUACGCCUGCAACAAUUGACCAAGAAACAGUAAUCAUUUUGGUUUAGGAGUAAACAAGGAGGCUGCUACUACAUUAUUUGAUUUGGUAAUAGGCUACUGCCUUAUGUUCAAAAGAAACUGAAUAUGCCAUCAGUGUGCAAAAGAUGUGGAUCCUCUGAUAUUGACACUGAUCCAGCUAGAGGGGAUGCAGUUUGUACCAAAUGUGGAUCUGUUGUUGAUGAGCAUCUGAUUGUAUCAGAAGUUGAGUUUGAGGAAAACAGUGCUGGUGGUGCCAAUGUUAUUGGCCAGUUUGUUUCAGCAGAAGGCAAUACAUCUUUGUCUCUUGGUCAAAACUUCAAGCACAGUCUUGGCAGGGACUCAAGGCAGCAGAUUUUUAAUAAUGGAAGACAAAUGAUAAACAGUCUUGGUAGUCAGCUGUCUCUCAGCAAACAUUGUCUAGAAACAGCUUUCAUGUUUUACAAGCUAGCUGUUAACAGGAGACUAACACAAGGCAGGAGAACAAUACAUGUUGUUGGUGCAUGUCUUUACCUUGUUUGCAGGACAGAGAAAACUCCACAUCUGCUAAUCGACAUUAGUGAUGUUACACAGACUGACGUGUUCACUCUUGGCCGCACAUUCCUUGCAUUAUCAAGGGAACUUUGCAUUGAUGUACCAACGACUGAUCCAAGUCUCUAUAUUCACCGAUUCGCUCAUCAACUUAAGUUUGCUGAAAAAGAGAACGAGGUUGCCACUACUGCACUGAGGCUGGUCUCCAGAAUGAAAAGAGACUGGAUGAGCACGGGAAGGAGGCCAUCCGGUCUUUGUGGUGCAGCCUUGAUUGUCGCUGCGCGUCUUCAUGGCUUUAAUCGAACUAUAAAAGAUGUCGUUAAAGUCGUUAGAUUAAGCCAUUCCACAAUUCUGCAAAGGCUGGCUGAUUUCGGACGAACAGCGUCGAGUAAAUUGACUGUUGAUGAAUUUAAUAAGAUUGAUCUCGAAGAAGAGGCUGAUCCACCCUCGUUUACAAGGGCGAGGCAGCGCGCCAAACAGGCUCAAAUCUAUGACGACAACAUCAAAUAUGCAUCGCCAGAUCUGCUGGCGCAACUUGCCACUACACAGGAACGCGUCGAGGAGGUCCUAGCUAAGCGUAAAAUUAUCGAAGAUGAUAUCGCAAACAGAGAGACGGUUCUUCCAACGCCUGAAAUACGUCGCAAAAUGCUCAAGUCACGUUUACCUAUACACGCGCUGCAUUUGAAACAGAAUACAUCAGCUAGUGAAAGUACUAGCUAUGGAAAUACGGUUGAUCCAAAUCUAUCUAAUGGUGUUCUCCCUGAAGCUGAAAGUGAAGACAAUGUAAGUAAGGAUAAUGAAACUGAAAACGACGAGACUCAAUCUCAUAUCGAGGUAAAAGAAAAAGAGUUACUAGAGACUAUAGCGUUGUUUAAUGAAACGCAGAAGGAAGAAGAUGACUCAAACGAUGAAGAGGAAAAUGAAAAGGUUGACAAUGGUAGUUCUAUAUGCAAGCAAGAUACCAAGGAAGAAGCUGAUGGGGAGCAAAAGAAGGAAGAAGAAGAACCUAAUUGGGAACUAGAUCUGGAAGGUCUUGAUGAUAGUGAGCUUGACGAAUGUUUGUUAGGUGAAAACGAAGUGGAGAUACGAACCAAAAUUUGGAUGGAGGAAAACGGAGAAUUCAUGGAAAAACUGCGAGAAAAAGAAGAAAAGGCAGCACUUGAGCUGGAAGCGAAAUUGAAAACUGAGGGUACCAGGAAGAAGAGACCAAAAAAGAAAAAGAACAAAUUAGCUGCCGACACUGCAGAUGAAGCGAUCAAGACGAUGUUGGCAGAGCGAAAGUUGUCUUCGAAAAUCAACUACGAUGUGUUACGUGACUUGGCCGCGGAAGGUGGCGUCGAUAUUGCGAACGCAACUAAGAAAGAGCCGAAGCUUGAAGGCGACGAAGCGAAAACCGAAGUUUUAACAACAGUUUAUGAAUCUGGACCUGUUGAAAAGAAGUUAAAGUUCCGUGCUGGUUUCAAGAGGCAACCAAGCAUCCAGAACAUUGACGUAUUAACAAAAAGGAUAAAAACCGAGGCUAUGUCAUCUACACCAAACAGUGCUGCUGUUUCAUCAGUCAAAAAGGAAUCUGAGUUUAAACCAACGCCACUUGCCAAAAAACAAGAAGAGAUUAAGGAUCAAGUACGAAAGGAAGAGGUUAAAACCGAUGCUGUCUUGAAAUCAGCAAUUGUGGAAGAAGGCCCAGUCAUGGCAGGAGGUGAAGAGCUCGAUAACGAGGUUGAAUCAGAUGAAGAAGCUGACGAGCAGCAUAUCAGUGUAUCCCAGCUGUUUGGGCGUGGCAAUGUGGAUGAUGGCUUUGCCGAUGAUGGUUAUGAAAGAUUUGAUGAAGAAUAUUUCUGAAAGGAUUUUAUGUAUGUAUUUUGUACAGUGGCACAUAGAAUGUUGUAUUUAUGCUCAAAAAAUCAUAUAGCGAAUUGUUGCACACCA
Molecule: messenger RNA, 2553 nt
Organism: Rhopilema esculentum
Lineage: Eukaryota; Metazoa; Cnidaria; Scyphozoa; Rhizostomeae; Rhizostomatidae
Product: transcription factor IIIB 90 kDa subunit
Biological process (GO): transcription by RNA polymerase III; transcription preinitiation complex assembly; DNA-templated transcription initiation
Cellular component (GO): transcription factor TFIIIB complex; transcription preinitiation complex; nucleus
Molecular function (GO): TBP-class protein binding; RNA polymerase III general transcription initiation factor activity; RNA polymerase III type 3 promoter sequence-specific DNA binding
Source: RefSeq, a predicted model, not a curated record